Molecule: messenger RNA, 693 nt
Organism: Peronospora belbahrii
Lineage: Eukaryota; Oomycota; Peronosporomycetes; Peronosporales; Peronosporaceae
Source: the annotation of a GenBank genome assembly
AUGUACUGCGCACGCAAGAGUACGAGCUUUCGAGCCGCAAAGCGCUGGCUUAUGGACGAAGUGGAGACCAUCGAGACACUGAAUACUAUGCGUCGGAUGCGCCCCAUCGACACAAUUGCCAGUAAGAAAAAGCUACACGUAUUAGGCGAAUUCUUUCCAUCGGUGGCCAUGGAUGUGCGGCGUGACGUGCUGGUAGCCGCUAACUACUGCGAGGACGUAGCUGCUGCUAUGUUAGGUGACUUGACGAAGGAAGCGGUAACUGUUACCGCUCGCACACAGGACCCUAUGGAGCUACUGUUUGACUACCAGCAUGCGGAUGAGGAAGGUGCGUCUGAACUAGCGGACGAGGAAGACUGGAGUGAGGUAUCGGGCGUCAGUAGUUGCAACGACGCGUGGGUCUUGAUCCAGGAUGACUGGGAGGUCGUGGACAAGAAUGGAGAGAAGGUACGCACCUUUGCGGACGUGCUGCAGGCGGCACCUUUGACGACGCCCGCGGCGGCGAUGGCGACGAGCGUUGAAGUACAGGCGGUACUGCUAUCUCGGCUUUCUGUCGUGGAGCAGCCAGUUGUAUCCAGUUGCAACAAGAUGCUGAAAAAGACAGAGACCAGUCUGGCGCUACCGGCUUACGAGCUGGAGCGUGGUGCAAAGUCUUUUAACUUACGAAAGCGCCACAUGGCGAAGCAUCAUCGCUAA